AACACACACCUUCUACUUCCUCCUCGCCGUUCUUUCUCGCAUUUUCCCUCCCACAUAUUCGCAACCCAAUUUAUUUCGUUUUCUUCUCUCUUAAUUUAAUCAAUUAUCAAAAUAAGCAAAACCAAUUUAAUCGCUUAAUUGGCCGUUAAACAGAAAUGGUGGAUUCAGACCGAAUCCAAAACCCAUGGAUGGCGUCCGAACAAACUUCAAUGAAUCUCAACAACGCUGCUACACAACGCUCUUCUCCGAAGAAAUCGUCAAAAAGUGAUAAUUUAGGGAUUGCUGAACGCGCUUUCUCUGCCGCCGGCGCCGCUGUUCUAUCCGCCGUCAUUGUCAACCCCCUUGAUGUUGCCAAGACAAGGUUGCAAGCACAAGCUGCAGGGGUUGCUUAUUCUCAUCCACUCAGUAAUUUGAUCAGCAGGAUGUCAUGUUUUGGUCCAAAUAUGAUGUUUGCUGAUUUAAGAUGUUCUCCGUCGUGUACCCGGGCUGGAUUCCAUGGCACUGUAUCACUCUGUCCUCCCGAUUGUUUUCGGUACAAAGGAACUCUAGAUGUCAUGUAUAAAAUUACUCAACAGGAAGGAUUUACUAGGCUAUGGAGAGGAACCAACGCAGGCCUCGCACUUGCAGUACCGACUGUUGGAAUUUACCUUCCCUGCUAUGACAUAUUUCGCAACUGGUUUGAGGAAUAUACAGCCAAAAAUGCCCCUAUUGCAACUCCGUAUGUACCUUUAGUGGCUGGUUCGUUGGCACGCUCACUGGCUUGUGCAACUUGUUAUCCUAUUGAACUUGCCAAAACUCGCAUGCAGGCAUUUAAAGAGACUCAAGUUGGUAAAAAGCCACCUGGAGUAUACCAGACUUUGUUAGGUGUUGUCUCUAAUGUCAAGGGCACAAGUAAUUCACCGAACAGCUUACAAGGUUACCGUGCCCUGUGGACUGGCAUGGGUGCGCAGCUUGCUCGUGAUGUUCCAUUCUCUGCAAUUUGUUGGUCGACACUUGAGCCUACUAGAAGGAAACUUAUUAGUUUCGUUGGAGGCGAUGAUGCCGGUAUAUUGAGUGUUCUUGGCGCAAAUUUUUCAGCUGGUGUUGUUGCAGGAACUCUAGCGGCUGGAGCUACGUGUCCACUAGAUGUUGCAAAAACUCGAAGACAGAUAGAGAUGGAUCAUGUCAGAGCUUUGAAGAUGACUACGAGACAGACACUGAUCGAGAUUUGGAGAGACGGAGGCUUGAAAGGACUUUUUACUGGUUUUAGUCCGCGAGUUGGUCGAGCUGGCCCCUCUGUUGGAAUCGUGGUUUCGUUUUAUGAAGUUGUGAAGUUUGCCUUAAAUCACCGGAACGUAACAACGUGACCAGGUCAAAUAUUGUGGAUACUUUUUUAUUGCCAAAACGGAUUUUAUUGUUGGGAACCUAUGGAUACUGUGCAGCUAGUUUUCCGUGGAAAAGAAGCUAUUCCAGUCCGUUUCUGCUCAUGAACCAACGUUCAUGCAUAGGAAAAAAUAACAAAAAAUAACCAGUAUAGGACAACCUCCAAAUAUAGGUUUUUGAACCUUUUUGUGUUUUCUCUGUCUUUGAUCAGCAGAGUUCAAUUUUGUUACAAUUGGGGUUCUUCCCAAAAGCAAAUUUUAAAUAAAAUUAUAGUUAAUUGGAAAACAUCAGCAUUACACUUGACUAUGUAUACACAUAUUAAGUUAUUAACCGAAUUGGUGAUUCUAUAUAGAUUUCUUGUUAAGCUAUUA
Messenger RNA from Vicia villosa (hairy vetch), 1733 nucleotides. Its product is annotated as mitochondrial carrier protein MTM1-like. The record is from RefSeq and is a predicted model, not a curated record. Gene Ontology annotation, biological process: mitochondrial transmembrane transport. The coding region runs from base 156 to 1346 and encodes 396 amino acids. Lineage: Eukaryota; Viridiplantae; Streptophyta; Magnoliopsida; Fabales; Fabaceae. The transcript has 10 exons.